AUGCUGAUCAACGACAAAGAAAAAUUUCUUGUGUCGGACAAGACAGGGAGGAACACUACUGAAUUAAUCAAUAAACUUCUUAAACAUGAAGCUACACUGUUGUUGGAUAACACACUAUCUAUCAUUGAUUAUCUCGACAGAGUUUCUCAUAUUCUUCGACUUGAAAACAAAGAACGGUGUCGAGCAUUUUACCAAACUCAGUGCACUUUGAAAGUCAAAGAAAAACUUGCCGAAUCAAAAUUGAUUUCAAUUCGCGACACCUUGAUGUUCAACCCGAUGAUAGACUUAAACAGAGACUCGUUGUAUACUUACCAUCAACUGCAAAAUGGACAGUUGCUUGGAGAAUAUGUUUCCGUUGAAAGGUGGAUGUUCAAAUCUUUGAAACCUGAAGAACAUGACACCUUUAAAAAAAUAGCAGAAGUCACAACAAUGGAUAACUAUAAACUGGUGUUUUUCUUUGAUGAUAGUGUCGAUGAGAUCCGAGAAUUUUACAAACACCCCAAACAGCCUGUAGAUAAGGAAGUCACAAGUUUGCUUGUAGUUCAAGACAACGAGGAGAUGGAAGAUCGACACGAAAAAAAUGGAACAGAAGACAAAGAAUUGGAACACCACGAAAGUGUUGAAGAACAGAACGGAGUCGCUAUAAUGAGUGAAAGUAGAAAUGACUCGACUAUCAACCACAAUCACUUUGAAUUCACAGUGACUCUUGCGCUUUUAACACGAACAGACACUAAAACGGACCAACUGCUGAAGUUGUGUUUCCAAUUUACCUCUUCUGAGACUAUAACAAAAAGCUUCACUUCAUUCGAUGCGCGUCGUGCAAAUUCGAGGUCAACCACUCCUUUAUUGUCACUUAAGGAUUGGACAAGUCGGGAAUCGGAAUAA
This is a messenger RNA of Entamoeba invadens IP1, 885 nucleotides long. RefSeq lists its product as hypothetical. The record is from RefSeq and is a predicted model, not a curated record. The coding region runs from base 1 to 885 and encodes 294 amino acids. The transcript has a single exon. Lineage: Eukaryota; Evosea; Mastigamoebida; Endamoebidae.